This is a messenger RNA of Fundulus heteroclitus (mummichog), 1329 nucleotides long. Its product is annotated as CD209 antigen-like protein E. Bases 56 to 964 code for a protein of 302 amino acids. The transcript has 6 exons. NCBI's taxonomy places the organism in Eukaryota, Metazoa, Chordata, Actinopteri, Cyprinodontiformes, Fundulidae. The record is from RefSeq and is a predicted model, not a curated record.
UGAAACCACUUGCAGUGGAAAAGUGCAGAAUUCAUAGUAGAAAAGAGAAGGAAAGAUGUCGUCCGAAGGAAAGAUUUAUCAAGAUUUGACCACGGAUGAGGGCUCACAUUCUCAUCGUCGAAUAUUUGGACAAGGUCUGUUUGCAGAAAUUGGUGGAAAUACGUUUCAACACCACCGACUGGUUAUACUAAGUCUGGGCCUGCUAAAUGCUGCUCUGCUCAUUUCUGCUGCUGUUAUUGGGAUUUACUGUGCUAAUGCCAAGGACCUUCAGAUUCCUGGUUUAGCAGCUUCACCCCUGCUUGUUGAGGUGAACUUUCUUCGCAACCACACAGAGUUAAUAAGAGACAAACUGGAGACCCAGAACAGAUUGAAGAAAGAGCGGGCCAACCAUGUCCAAAUGAAGCUGGAAGUGCGGCAGAAGAAGACUCUGACUGACAGCCUUCAGAGGACAAUUAGCAUGCUACAAACAGAGAAGACACAUCUCCAGUCCAAUAGAUCUGCCUUUGAGAACAACUGUGCCAGAUGCCCCGCAGGAUGGCUCCUACUUAAAACGUCAUGUUAUUACUUUUCUAAACAUGAGCCGGCUUCAAGAAAGAACUGGACAGACAGCAGAGCAGACUGCGUCCGCCAAGGAGGCGACCUGCUCGUGAUCAACAACUUGGAGGAACAGCUACUCAUGAGUUCGAAUUUUCCAAGGAUUGCAAGUAGUUCAUCGUGGUGGAUGAACGGUCUCUGGAUCGGUCUCACUGAUGUGCAACAUCCGGGAACGUGGACAUGGACAAACAACGUGACUGAGACGUCCACGAUGUACUGGAGAAAUGGGCAACCCAGUCGUAAUGGGACGCAGAGCGGGAACUGUGUUGCCUUUCAUUACUACGGAGACAAUUUGAAGACUUGGUACACUGGAAACUGCCAGGAGCAUCUACUAAACUGGAUCUGUGAGAUGAGGCCAAGCAAUCAAUGAAGUCAUUUAAAAAUAUGUUUGAGCUGCCUGGAGAAUUUUGUUCAUCAGUCUGAUCUGUUUUAGCGAUUGGAUUACAGAUUACAUAUAUAUAAAAUCAUGAAAAUGUACGUUCUUCAUUUGUCAAAGAUGUUGUAGAUCAUCUUGUUUGAGAGAUUAAAAUGUCCCCCAUUAAGGCCAAGCUCCUAGGUAAGAGCUUGCUUUGGUGCCUUACAAGUUUCUCUUAUAGGUACAAGUAUCAGUAAAUUGAUAAGUUAGUUACUUGGUGUGUACUGACACAUUCAGAAGUGAGGUUUAAGCAAUAUUAUGUGCAAAGCUAAGAAUCUCUGUUGUUUGUUCUCAGAAAUAAAAGUUUUAUAAUUCAUAAA